CACACAGGAGUCUCUGCAGAAUGGCAACUGCUCAGAAGCAAAGGAACUCUGUGAGUGCAAUUGUAUUUCCUAAGAAAAUAGCCACAGAGCAGCAAUCCCUGAUGCUGGUGAAGAGGCUCCUGGCAGUGGCAGUGUCCUGCAUCACGUACCUGAGGGGAAUCUUUCCUGAAAGUGCCUAUGGAACCAGAUACAUGGAUGAUGUCUGUGUCAAAAUUCUGCGGGAAGACAAAAACUGUCCUGGCUCUACCCAGCUGGUGAAAUGGAUGCUAGGAUGCUAUGAUGCCUUGCAGAAGAAAUAUCUGAGACAGAUUGUCCUAGCAGUCUGUACCCAGCUGGACGAUCCUCAGACAGUCACAGAGUGUUACCACUUCAAGUUCACAUACACCCACAAUGGGCCGCUCCUGGAUUUUGGCAGCAAGGACAAGAAGUCAGACUCCACCAUCACCUGUGCAGACACCAAGAAGGCCAGCAUCCUCCUCCUCCGCAAGAUCUACAUCCUGAUGCAGAACCUGAGCCCUCUGCCCAAUGAUGUCUGCCUCACCAUGAAACUCCUGUACUAUGAUGAGGUUACACCCCCUGAUUACCAACCUCCAGGGUUCAAGGAGGCCAGGGAUGAGGGGCUGAUGUUUAAUAUGGAGCCCAUUUACCUGAAUGUGGGGGAAGUGCCAACGCCUUUUCAUAUGCUGAAGUUGAAAAUUACAACUGAGAAACAGCGCAUGGAGAAUGUUGAUAAGAACACCCUAAAGCAGGGAGAGACUGCUGAGCUUCUCCAGGAGAACCCUGUCUUGGAUAAUGAAGAUAAGAAUCAUGUAAAUACUUCAGAAGCUCAAGAAAAGAAUUCAACUCAUGAAGAGGAAGCUGGAGGGAUCCAGACUCCCCCCCGUGUUUCUAAUUCUCAGGUUGAUCAUUUGACCCAUAAAACGUCUGAGCUGAUUGUGUCAGAGAGCAGGACAAGAAGUGGAAAGAUAUUCCAAAGCUGCAUUGUGCAGCAGGCUGAGCUCUCCUCCAGCCAGGACGUGCUGCCCAAAAGGAGGAAGCUCAGCGAGCCCAAGGAGCAGUUUUAGCCGCCCACCUCCCGCUGGCCCGAGUUCUCUGCUCUCAUUCUCUUGUUCCACGUUGCUGUUGGGUUUUAAGGAUCUGUUCUGCUCCAUUAGCAGACCCCCAGGAGUGUGUUUUAAGGAAGGAAAAUGUCAGGAAGCCCAGCCGAAGAAUUUCAAACUAAUUUUGUACAGGACCAUCAGGCAGCGUCAGAAAUCCUCGGAUUUGGGGGUUUGUGGGUUGGCUCCAGGUCCUGAUGGUGAUGGAGGAAAUUCAUCGGUUUCACCAGUGCCUUUGGGCUGUGGUUCCGAGCUCAGAACCUGCCUUGCCCCAAAACCUCUCCAGUUUUGGGGUCAUUUCCAGAGCUUUCCAAAGGGCUGGGCUGUCAGUUACAGGUUGUUAAGAGUUUUGGGGUUACAGUGUUUGCUUUUCCUACCGGGACAGUUGGAGGAGUUGGAUGCUUUGCAUUUCUGCCAGACCAGAAGCACCAUACUCAGGUGAAAAUCCAGCCCUCUUCAUGCCUUAAAUUCCAGCCUCCCUGCCAGAGAAGGCAGGAAUCUCUCAUGCCAGGUCUCCAGGCCAGGAAGAGCCGUGGUAGCGUCUGUUCCAAGGUGUCAGAGCACGGGGAGAACCUGCGUGUCCUUGGAACGAUUUCUGGCACAGGUUUCUCCUCCAACACCGAACCCUUCUCCGGCUGCCGUCAGGGAAUGGAGGCACGGGCGGGGACAGCUGAACGAUUCUUGACGGUUUUGGCUUUGCAAUUAAGAAUGUUCAUCAUCAGUCCUCUAUUAAACGGCGUUCGCCUUCGGCAGCAGCGAGCUCCGUUACCGGAGGGAUGGGCCGGGAGCAGGGAGAGGACAGGAACGGGAUGGGGAGACGGGACAAGAACAGGAACGGGAUUGGACACGGAAUAGGACAUGGGACGGGACAAGAACAGGAAGGGGA
Pseudopodoces humilis (Tibetan ground-tit) is the source of this 1983-nucleotide messenger RNA. NCBI's taxonomy places the organism in Eukaryota, Metazoa, Chordata, Aves, Passeriformes, Paridae. The record is from RefSeq and is a predicted model, not a curated record.